AUGGCGAGGUCUGCUAGCUACUACGAUGUGGACGACUUCAACAAAUACAAAAGAACACAAGGAAAAUGCCUACCACCACGAGCCAAUGUCUUAGCGGCUGCGAGUCACAUCCAGGCACUCUUCGAUGCUAAAAAGCUCACGUAUGGCUUUAUUGGCGGGUUGUCGAUGAUGUGUCUGGGAUAUAAACGUGAGAUGCCUGACCUCCAUGUCGCUUACGAUGACAAAGACUUCGCGCGGCUCAAAGCCAAAUUAGAAUCUGACAGUCGAAUUGCACUACAAAGAGGCAUGAAUCCGCUCUUGCCAUUUAAGAUUCUUAUUUGGACAGGCCCUAAGUACAAAGAUCGGGGCUGUACAGUCCCUGCAAGUAUUGAACUAGAUCUCAUCCCAUCAGGUUAG
Messenger RNA from Boeremia exigua, 396 nucleotides. RefSeq lists its product as uncharacterized. The transcript is spliced from 2 exons. The coding region runs from base 1 to 396 and encodes 131 amino acids. The record is from RefSeq and is a predicted model, not a curated record. NCBI's taxonomy places the organism in Eukaryota, Fungi, Ascomycota, Dothideomycetes, Pleosporales, Didymellaceae.